Molecule: messenger RNA, 2777 nt
Organism: Sus scrofa (pig)
Lineage: Eukaryota; Metazoa; Chordata; Mammalia; Artiodactyla; Suidae
Gene: SHB
Product: SH2 domain containing adaptor protein B
Molecular function (GO): phosphotyrosine residue binding
Source: RefSeq, a predicted model, not a curated record
CGGCGGUUCGGGAGGCGGCGACAGCGGCAGCGGCAGGCGCCGCCGGGACGGGCACGGGCGCGCGGGCUCGGGCGGGCGCCGGCUGCCUCCCUCCCUCCCUCCCUCCGUCGCUCGCUCGCUCUCCCGCCUGCUUGCUUGCCGGCCGGGGGCCGGGCUCACCCCACCACUCUUGGGAAGGAAGAAAGGGGCGGGGGGACCGAGGAAGCCGACAAGUUCCCGCAGCAGCGGCGGAUCCCGGCCAAGGCGGAGCCUGCGGCUCCGACGGGACAGGAGCGCGCUCCGCGGCGGAGCGCACUGCCAGAGCGUCCGAGGAGGGGGGCGUCUGGGCCUUUCGCUCUCCUUGGGGCCGGGGCCGGGAUCCCAUGAGACGCGCCCGCGAGGGGCGAGAGAUCCGAAGCCCAGGAGGCGCGCGGCGGAGGCGGAGGGCGGUGCUGCAGCUGCCGGAGCCCGGGAGCGGCCGGCAGGAGGCGGCGGAGAGAACUUGAACUUGGCGUCGGGAGCAGGCGCCCCGGACGCCCCUCGCCGGGGCCGGGGCGCCGUGGGACCUGGGAGGCAGCGCUGCCCCCCGAAUGGCCGCGGCGGCGGACCGGGCUCCCGCGCCGCGGCCCUAGGCGGCCUCUCGCCAUGGCCAAGUGGCUGAACAAGUACUUCAGCUUGGGCAACAGCAAGACCAAGAGCCCCCCACAGCCGCCGCGGCCAGACUACCGCGAGCAGCGGCGCCGGGGCGAACGGCCCUCGCAGCCCCCCCAGGCCGUGCCGCAGGCCCCCGCGGCCGCCUCGGCGUCCUGCGGUACGGCCGCCGCCUCCUGCUUCUCGGCCUCGUCCGGGUCUCUGCCCGACGACAGCGGCAGCACGAGCGAUCUCAUCCGUGCCUACCGCGCACAGAAGGAGCGCGACUUUGAGGACCCCUACAACGGGCCCGGCUCGUCGCUGCGCAAACUGCGAGCCAUGUGCCGCCUGGACUACUGCGGCGGCGGGGAGCCGGGCGGGGGCCAGCGCGCCUUCUCGGCCUCGUCCGCGUCGGGCGCCUCGGGCUGCUGCUGUGCCUCCUCCGGCGCGGGCGCCGCCGCGUCCUCGUCCUCGUCCUCUGGCUCCCCGCACCUCUACCGCAGCAGCAGCGAACGGCGGCCCGCCACGCCGGCCGAGGUGCGCUACAUCUCCCCCAAGCACCGGCUCAUUAAGGUGGAGAGCGCCGCGGGCGGUGCCGGAGACCCCCCGGGGGGUGCCUGCUCCGGCGGCCGCACUUGGAGCCCGACGGCCUGCGGAGGCAAGAAACUGCUCAACAAGUGUGGCGCCUCGGCGACGGAGGAGAGCAGUGCCGGCAAGAAGGACAAGGUGACCAUCGCAGAUGACUACUCAGAUCCCUUUGAUGCCAAGAAUGAUCUCAAAAACAAAGCAGGAAAGGGGGAGAGCGCUGGCUACAUGGAGCCCUACGAGGCCCAGAGGAUCAUGACAGAGUUUCAGAGGCAGGAAAGCGUCCGGUCCCAGCACAAGGGCAUCCAGUUAUACGAUACCCCUUAUGAACCCGAGGGCCAGAGCGUGGACUCAGACUCCGAGAGCACGGUCAGCCCCCGCCUGCGGGAGAGCAAGCUGCCCCAGGACGACGACAGGCCCGCCGAUGAGUACGACCAGCCGUGGGAGUGGAACCGGGUCACCAUCCCAGCUCUGGCAGCCCAGUUUAAUGGCAACGAGAAACGGCAGUCAUCCCCCUCACCUUCCCGAGACCGGCGGCGCCAGCUUCGAGCUCCUGGCGGGGGCUUCAAGCCCAUCAAACAUGGGAGCCCCGAGUUCUGUGGGAUCCUGGGAGAGAGAGUGGAUCCUUCUGUCCCCCUGGAGAAGCAAAUAUGGUAUCAUGGAGCCAUCAGCAGAGGAGACGCCGAGAACCUGCUGCGACUCUGCAAGGAGUGUAGCUACCUUGUCCGGAACAGCCAGACCAGCAGGCACGACUACUCCCUCUCCCUGAAGAGCAACCAGGGCUUCAUGCACAUGAAACUGGCCAAAACCAAAGAGAAAUACGUCCUGGGUCAGAACAGCCCCCCGUUCGACAGUGUCCCCGAAGUCAUCCACUACUACACCACCAGAAAGCUGCCCAUCAAAGGGGCCGAGCACUUGUCUCUCCUCUACCCUGUGGCUGUGCGGACCCUGUGAGCCCCGCCCUGCCCUGUCACAGAGCCCCGACGUGGAGGAGCUGGUGGCCAGCCGUGUCCAGUUUGUGUCGUGUGUAUGGUACUAGCACACCACUGCAUGUCUCUAGAAUGCUGUCUCCACUCUGGGGGCUGGAGAAGGCCUGGAUAAAGACUGAAGGAUGCCGGCCGGCGGCGUGCGCCACCCCAGCCCCCACCCCCCACCCCUCCUCGAGUUUCUGUGAAUUAAAAUAUUUGCAAAUCCAAAGAGAUGCCUUCCAGGAUGAACAAAGGAGAGCAGCUCCGAGGGGCGGGGCGGGAGCUCCCGGGUUGCAGCUCUUUGUUCUCCCGCAGUCAGGAAUUCACACCUGUGUGCAGGGAGCAGUUUUCCCACCGGAGCCCCCACUGGUGCCAGAGCCAAAUGCUGGUGCUUUGGGAGCCCAGAAGGCCCCAGGCGUCCCACCUCCCCUCUGGUGUGUGUGUCAGUGUGAGUGUGAGUGUGAGCACAUACGUGGGAGAACACGGCCACACACGAACACGCUUUUAGUCACUCAGUGUAAUCAUUAGGAGAUUGCCAAGGAAUCAUUGUGCCGUCAAAAAAAGGAUUCAAUUAUUUAUGAAUAGGAUGUGUAAAUAAAAUAGUCGUUUAAUAUA